Molecule: messenger RNA, 1778 nt
Organism: Poecile atricapillus (Black-capped chickadee)
Lineage: Eukaryota; Metazoa; Chordata; Aves; Passeriformes; Paridae
Gene: SF3A3
Product: splicing factor 3a subunit 3
Exons: 17
Coding region: 70-1575 (501 amino acids)
Biological process (GO): mRNA splicing, via spliceosome
Cellular component (GO): nucleus; spliceosomal complex
Molecular function (GO): RNA binding; zinc ion binding
Source: RefSeq, a predicted model, not a curated record
CGGAACCUUCCCGCACACACAGCCGGGCCUUGCCGGGGCCUUCCGGCGGGAGUGGGAGUCGUGCGCGGGAUGGAGACGAUCCUGGAGCAGCAGCGGCGGUACCAUGAGGAGCGGGAGCGGCUCAUGGACGUGAUGGUGAAGGAGAUGCUCACCAAGAAGUCCACGCUCCGCGAUCAGAUCAACUCGGACCAUCGCACCCGGGCCAUGCAGGACAGGUACAUGGAGGUGAGCGGCAACCUGCGCGACCUGUACGACGACAAGGACGGCCUACGUAAGGAAGAGCUAAGUGCCAUUUCCGGACCAAAUGAAUUUGCGGAGUUUUACAACAGACUGAAGCAAAUUAAGGAAUUUCACCGGAAGCACCCAAAUGAGAUCUGUGUUCCUAUGUCAGUGGAGUUUGAGGAGCUGCUGAAGGCCAGAGACAACCCGAGUGAAGAAGCUCAGAAUCUGGUGGAGUUCACAGAUGAGGAAGGGUAUGGACGAUACUUGGAUUUGCAUGAUUGUUACCUCAAAUACAUUAACCUGAAAUCAUCAGAGAAAUUGGAUUAUAUCACUUACUUAUCCACAUUUGACCAACUCUUCGAUAUUCCCAAGGAGAGAAAAAAUGCUGAAUAUAAGAGGUAUCUUGAAAUGCUCCUUGAGUACCUGCAGGAUUACACAGAUCGUGUGAAACCAUUACUGGACCAGAAUGAACUUUUCGGGAAAAUUCAGACGGAGUUUGAGAAGAAGUGGGAGAACGGCACAUUCCCGGGCUGGCCGAAAGAGACCAGCAGUGCCCUCACCCAUGCUGGUGCCCACCUGGACCUCUCGGCCUUCUCUUCCUGGGAGGAAUUGGCCUCCCUGGGGCUGGACAGGUUAAAAUCAGCUUUGCUGGCUCUGGGGCUGAAGUGUGGCGGGACUCUGGAGGAGCGUGCUCAGAGGCUUUUUAGCACUAAAGGCAAAUCCCUGGAAGCUCUUGAUCCUUCCUUGUUUGCCAAGAAUCCAAAGACAAAAGGAAGCAAAAGAGACACUGAGAGAAAUAAAGAUCUUGCAUUCCUGGAAGCUCAGAUAUAUGAGUACGUGGAAGUUCUUGGGGAACAAAGACACCUCACCCACGAGAACGUGCAGCGUAAGCAGGCACGGACAGGGGAGGAGAGAGAGGAGGAGGAGGAAGAGCAGAUCAGUGAGAGCGAGAGUGAAGAUGAAGAAAAUGAAAUCAUUUAUAACCCUAAAAAUCUGCCUCUUGGUUGGGAUGGGAAGCCCAUCCCUUACUGGUUGUACAAACUCCAUGGUUUGAACAUCAACUACAACUGUGAGAUUUGUGGUAACUACACCUACCGAGGGCCCAAGGCGUUCCAGCGGCACUUUGCAGAGUGGAGACAUGCCCACGGAAUGCGGUGCCUGGGCAUUCCCAACACAGCACACUUUGCCAAUGUCACACAGAUUGAGGAUGCAGUCUCGUUGUGGGCAAAGCUGAAGCAGCAGAAGGCUUCAGAGAGGUGGCAGCCUGAUACAGAGGAGGAAUAUGAGGAUUCCAGUGGGAACGUGGUGAAUAAAAAGACCUACGAAGACCUGAAGCGCCAAGGGCUGCUGUAGCUGUCCCCAGAUGAAGGACCUCACAAUUGCAGAGAGUGGAUCUGGCAGCAGCUCUAACUUCUUCAUUGUCUGGAUUUUGUAUGUGCAUGGAUAUAGAUUUCAAGAAUACUUUAUAGAGUCACUUUCUAGUAAGCCCCUUAGACUUGUGACAUUGUUUUAUAUUAAAAAAUACAUUGAAAAAUAAAGUCGUUGUAAUUUAGGAA